Messenger RNA from Ipomoea triloba (trilobed morning glory), 2230 nucleotides. RefSeq names its product asparagine synthetase [glutamine-hydrolyzing]. Bases 203 to 1972 code for a protein of 589 amino acids. NCBI's taxonomy places the organism in Eukaryota, Viridiplantae, Streptophyta, Magnoliopsida, Solanales, Convolvulaceae. Gene Ontology annotation, molecular function: asparagine synthase (glutamine-hydrolyzing) activity. The record is from RefSeq and is a predicted model, not a curated record. Gene Ontology annotation, cellular component: cytosol. The transcript has 12 exons.
UGAUCCCAAGCACUCCCAAAGCGAAGCAGAACACGGCCUGUGAACUCUGUCUACGUGCUUUUAUCUCCCAAUUUUGUGCAUUUCUCUCUGUUCCCCUACCUUCUCUCUCUCUCUCCCAUCUGUUCGUUCGCCUUUCUUUCCAAUACAUUCUUUAAUUUCCCGUCUUCUCCUUUUCCUCAUUUUCCAUCUCCACCCAGACACCAUGUGUGGAAUCUUGGCCGUCUUGGGUUGCUCCGACGACUCUCAGCGCAAGCGGGUCCGCGUUCUCGAGCUCUCUCGCAGGUUGAAGCACAGGGGACCGGAUUGGAGUGGGCUAUUUCAGCACGGGGAUUUUUACUUGGCGCACCAGCGCCUGGCGAUCAUUGAUCCCGCCUCCGGCGAUCAGCCUCUGUUUAACGAGGAUAAGAAGAUUAUUGUGACGGUUAAUGGAGAAAUCUAUAACCAUGAGGAGCUGAGGAAGAGUUUGCCGAACCACAAGUUUUUCACCGGUAGCGACUGUGAUGUCAUUGCGCAUCUUUAUGAAGAACAUGGAGAGAACUUUGUGGACAUGCUGGAUGGGAUGUUUUCUUUCGUUUUACUGGACACUCGUGACAACAGUUUCCUAGUUGCUCGUGAUGCUAUUGGGAUUACUUCCCUCUAUAUUGGCUGGGGGCUUGAUGGUUCUGUUUGGGUGUCCUCUGAACUGAAGGGCUUACAUGACGAUUGUGAGCAUUUUGUGGCGUUUCCACCAGGACACCUGUACUCUAGCAAGUCCGGUGGCCUCAGGAGGUGGUACAAUCCUCCAUGGUUCUCAGAGGCUAUCCCUUCAGCUCCUUAUGAGCCCUUGGUUCUAAGGCGUGCCCUCGAAAACGCUGUGAUCAAGAGGUUGAUGACUGAUGUGCCUUUCGGGGUUCUUCUUUCGGGAGGGCUCGAUUCAUCCCUGGUUGCUUCUAUCACGGCUCGCUACUUGGCUGGCACGAAGGCUGCUAAGCAAUGGGGAGCUCAGCUGCAUUCCUUCUGUGUUGGCCUGGAGGGAUCUCCAGAUCUGAAAGCCGGGAGAGAAGUUGCUGAUUAUCUGGGAACUGUUCAUCAUGAGUUCCACUUCACAGUUCAGGAUGGGAUUGAUGCAAUCGAGGAUGUUAUUUACCACGUCGAGACUUAUGACGUGACGACAAUCAGGGCAAGCACGCCCAUGUUCCUAAUGUCGCGCAAGAUCAAGUCACUUGGAGUGAAGAUGGUGAUCUCUGGUGAAGGAUCUGAUGAAGUUUUUGGGGGCUACUUGUACUUCCACAAGGCACCCAACAAGGAUGAAUUCCAUCGUGAGACUUGUCGAAAGAUAAAAGCCCUGCACCAGUAUGAUUGCCUGAGAGCAAAUAAGUCAACAUCUGCUUGGGGGUUAGAAGCCCGAGUCCCGUUUCUGGACAAGGAGUUCAUCAAUGUUGCCAUGAACAUUGACCCUGAAUGGAAGAUGAUAAAACCCGAGGAGGGGCGGAUGGAGAAGUGGAUUCUUAGAAGGGCUUUUGAUGAUGAAGAGCAUCCCUACCUCCCAAAGCAUAUUCUGUACAGGCAGAAGGAGCAAUUCAGCGAUGGCGUGGGGUAUAGCUGGAUCGAUGGGCUCAAAGCUCACGCGGAGGAGCAUGUGACCGACAAAAUGAUGCUCAACGCUGCACAUAUCUUCCCUCACAACACCCCGACUUCCAAGGAAGGUUACUAUUACAGAAUGAUCUUCGAGAGGUUCUUCCCACAGAACCCGGCUAGUCUUACUGUUCCGGGAGGGGCCAGUGUGGCAUGCUCCACAGCCAAGGCAGUGGAGUGGGACGCUUCUUGGUCCAAGAAUCUUGAUCCGUCUGGCAGGGCUGCUAUCGGUGUACAUAAUUCUGCAUACGAGAACCAACGGGCUGCUAAUGGGAAUUUGGCGACAACGAAGAUUAUUGACAACGUGCCGAGGAUGAUGGAAGUGGCUGCAGCUCCAGAGCUCACAAUAUGGAGCUAACAUUGUUGGGAUUGUGUGAGAUGCUUUGGGUCUCUUCUCCAUGUUAUUGUGGAGGGUUUGUAGCCUAUCUUUUAGAUGUCGCGCUGCGGGCGUUGUGUUAUUAGGUUGUGUAAAAUUGUACCUUAAAUAAGAGCAAGAGAUCUUACUAUCUGUCUGUCUUGUUCCUCCAAACAGUUCAAUUGGAAACCCCCUCCUACUUUGUACUGGUUUUAAGGUUUCUGUCACCAUUGAUAAUGCAUAGUUUUAUCUUUCUGUCAA